AUGUGGCAACCCAAACAGCCUGGGGUGGAGAUGAAGCCCGAAGGUUCAGGAAAAGCUAGAAAGAGGAAACACCAGGAUGGAAGUGGAACAGAGACAGAGUCUGACGCUUUGGGACAACGUACAAAGACCAAACGCCAGGAUGGGACAGAGAUGAUAUUUAAAGAACCUGGCAAGGCCUGGAAGAAGACCCCUCCGGAGCAUCAAGACCUAGAGCUUGAGAGAGACCAGUCGGGUAAGGGUCAGGUACAGAAAUCCCCGGAAGACGGUCCAAGACAAGCCCUAGAGUACAUCAAAGGCCCUCCAGAUCAGGCUGAGAGGAAGCCUGCUGAUUGUCGCAAGGGGUGUAAGCGUCCCUACUCUGCCCUGGAGGAAAACCGACAAAGCUCCCCAAAGGAAAAGCACGAGAGGUUACUUAAACACCUUAAAUGUGUUGAAGACCCACACCCUGACCCACACAGGCCUCAACCAAUAACAUCCAAGAUGAAGGGCAGCGUGUCAGGGCACAGUCAUCAAGAUCAAGAACCACCUACACCAGACGAGAGAGAGGGCAGAUAUUCAGAGGACAAGUCCAUUACAGAAAAGGAAGGUGGUGUAAAGCAUGACGCAAGAAGGGGGAACAACUUGGAGCCUGCCUUACCCGGAACACCAGCUCCAAUCAUCCUGGAUAGUCGCGGAGGCGAUAGCUUCCUCCCCAACAGGAUGGCAGUACUUGCGGCAGAGAAAAAGCCUGUCAAAAACCUAAAGGGGGGCAAAGAAGUCGAUCAAAAUUUUCAUGUUACAGAAGAGAUGGAGAAGGAUAUUAAGAGGGCGCUAGGUCCAGGACCCCAAGAGGAAAUCCUAAGUAAUAGAUUCAAAUUACAAAUCACCCGAAGAGAUAUCCAGACCCUGAAGAACGGU
This is a messenger RNA of Grammomys surdaster, 897 nucleotides long. Its product is annotated as sentrin-specific protease 2-like. Lineage: Eukaryota; Metazoa; Chordata; Mammalia; Rodentia; Muridae. The record is from RefSeq and is a predicted model, not a curated record. The transcript has a single exon. The annotation marks the transcript as partial.